This is a messenger RNA of Vidua chalybeata, 3410 nucleotides long. RefSeq lists its product as uncharacterized. The coding region runs from base 130 to 543 and encodes 137 amino acids. The record is from RefSeq and is a predicted model, not a curated record. The transcript has 5 exons. Lineage: Eukaryota; Metazoa; Chordata; Aves; Passeriformes; Viduidae.
GAAGCACGGCGUAGGAUCUCCUCCAAGAUUAAAGCUAGUCCUAAGAGCAACCGAAUUGCUGUGACUGACUUUCACGGGACUGUAAAGAGAGAUCGGCUCAAAAGUCCAAAGAGAAAUGAGGUGUCCGGUAUGGAAGUGCAUCUCAGUCAACCGCCAGCUCCUUUUGCCGAGGCUGGAAAUGGUUUUAACAGGCGCCUUGCAAAAGCGGAUGGUACAACAGAGGGAAAAACCCCAAUCCCGCACGAAACAAGAACGAUCCGGGUUCGUCCUCCCCUGCCGACCCCCUUUCUCCCCUCGCUGCCGGGACGCAGGGCUGUAACCCGGCGCUGGCGGGCUGCCCCGGCGGGCGCUGCCGCGGCCCCGAGCGGCGCUGCCAUCAGCAGCCCUCUAGCGCUAUCUGGCGGGGCUCCAACACGAGCCCGGAGCCGCGCAGGGCCCGGCCCUCCGCCGCCGCCGCCGCCGGGGCCGUGGGGCCGGGCACGGGGCUCGCUCCGCGGCCGCAGGGCCCUCGUCCCCGGCUCAGCUGCUCCCGCGGGACGUUGAUGAGGCCCAGUCCCGGGUUCCACCCCUGAGGGGCGAAACCGGCCGUGGGAAGGGGCACAGAGAUGAAGCCCUUCGCGUUUGUCCGGCUUAUGUCAUUCGGGUGGUGUGAAGCACUAAAGUCAGAGGAGAUGAGAUUUUUUUUUUUUUUAAUUAUGUUAUUUAGGCUGGAAUGUUUGUGAAAGUGGAAUGUUUGUAAAAGUGGAGACCAUAAACAGUCGACAUUUAUUUCCAUUACACACCAGAGGGAAAAAAAAAAAAAAAAAAAAGAAAAGAAGAAAACAACCACAAACCUGUCAGGGCUUCCCACUAAUACUGUUUGCACAGGGCAGUAAAAAAAUCUAGUUUGCAAUUGUUCUAAGAAUCCCGAAGUAUGAAAAAAUUUUAAUCUUUCCGGUAUAACAUGGUAACCAAAAGGACAGUUAGGGCAAAGUAAAUGGCUUUAGUGUGAUACCAGAGAAUCCGCAAAGGCUUCAAAUUCUCCUCAAGCUCACUCAAAAUAUCUCCUUUUGUUCUCCAGCUGCCUAUAAAACUCCAGAAGAGAAGUGCUCUCAUUUUUACACUGGAGUUCUCGGUCCGGAGAGAACAAUAUACUCCUACCUCUUUUGAAAUGAUCCGGAGGCUCUCAUAGCACACAGGCAAUCACUCGAAGCACGAAUUUCCUUUUUUUUCUUUUUUUUUUUUCCCCCAAGAACUGCUCGGCCCAUUGUUUGAAGUGGGAUUCAGUGCAGAGCCCAAAGAGAAAAGGAAAAAAAAAAAUCCUGAGAGCCCGGUUUGGUAUUGCACAGAGAUAGAGCUGACAAAAUAUUAUAGCGUGUUUCCUAGAAGUACAUGGUGAGAGCCGGCAGUGUGUUCCCGAAAAGAGGUUGCUCUUUAUUUCCACCACCACCCCCCUCAAGAUUGUGAUCGUCUUUGUAUGUCUUUCUUUUGAUCCCACAAAAAGAAUGCAAUACACAUACAUGUGUUUGCUCUCCAUACAAGAAAUGCCAUACAAUGGAAUAUGUGGCCAGUCAGUCCUCAUAAUGCUUAGUUUUGCUGUAAUUAAUUGAAAACAGUUAUUAGGUCGUCAUUGGCAAUAGCGUAAAUAAUUGCAGCAGAUUUUUACUUAAAAUUGACCGGUCAUAGAGUGAUAGAUCGAUUCGAGGUAUAAAAAUGAUGUAUCAAAACAUCAAUGUCGAUUAUUUGAAAUAUUGUAGUCGAAUCUUUUUAUUGCUUCAUCGGUUAAGUGUCUGAAAGUGCUGUGUUCCAACAUAUAUUUAUGUUGUCAAUACUGUCAAAACUGUCAGUUUUAUUACAGUGGAUUUGUAAUACAUUUCGGAUUUGCUCAUUUACAUAAAAUGUCCACCUCAGAUACCCCUCCUUUUCUCCAUCUCUGGAAAUCUGUGUCAGUUUAAUGAAAGGAUUCAAGACUCAUACCUGAAGAGGGGAGAAAAAAAAGAAAAAGGAAAGGAGAAAAAUAAAAGGAGGUGUUGCUCCAUUAUGUCCAAUUUUAACAUCCGUUUGAAAAGCUUGGGCUAUUUCUGACUCGCCAAAAGAGGGAAUUCCUCCCCCCUUCCCCCUCCCUCCCCCGGCCCCGCUUAUUUCCCCAGUAGAAUUUAAACACUUUUCUACUCUCACACCUAGAUUAAACCAUCUAGAAGAAUUGGGAAAUUGUACAGGGUUACAGUGACGAGCCAAAGCACACCUGUGAAUGCCGCAACCCUCCCAAAGAGAGCAACAACCCCCCGAACCACGCACACACGUGCAGGGGUUUGAAUCCUGCUAGAAAGAAGGAGACAAAAGGAGCAAUAAAAUAAAUAUGUGUGUGAUCCUUUCCUAAUGGUUUGGAGCCCAAAGGAAAAAAGCAAACUGUAAGCAGUGUUGGGCAUUUGAUGCCCCCCCACCCCUAUUUUAUCAGGGUCUGAUCGAUGUGAUUAUUCCUUUUAACUGUAAGCAGUGAUUUUUUAUUAGCAUGAUCUCAGGCAACUCUCUAAUUUUCUCCAAGAGCCCAGCUGAGGGAUAGAGAAACUCAGGAAUAAAUAAAUAAGUCCAUUUGCACAAUAAAGUCUCUUCGAUAGAACAAAGAGUGAAAUUAGGCAAGUAACUUUAUUUCCCACCCCUUUCCGAGGAUGAAGAUGUUUAAAGGUGUUGGUGAGAUGGACCUGAGGGGUAUGUGAGUUGGUUUCUUUCCUCUUCCCCCUUCCCGCAAUCCCUCCCCCCCCCCACCCCCCACCCCUUCCCCCCGGGAUAUCUGUGUUUAAAUAGAUGCUGAAGAGAUUUCUGAGUUCACGGGAAAGAAGGAAGGUUAGUUAAGGGAAUGGCAGCGCGCCUGGCAGGUAUUUUAAUGACUGUCCCUUUCUUUGAACACUUUCAAUUUCUCUGCUUCUUGUACAGAAUAUGUUUCCCAAACCAAGUAUGAUUUCUGUUGUAACUCCCGUGUGUGAUUGUGAUCCCUUCUGAGGUAAAUUGAGAAGUACGCUGCGCAAAAGGAGGAAAUCGCCCCUGGGGUGCUUUGUUUACUUUGGUUUGUAAAAUCCUGCUAGGGGAUGGUUUCCUCAGUGUGUGGCAAGUGUUUCUUCAAGAAAUUCAUCAGCCCUUCUACAAUUACUUCGAGCUCCGAGGGAAGAAAGGUGCCAUCACUUUCUCACAUCCCAAGGUGUUGCAGGGGGGAGAGAAGAAAAGGCUGGAGCAUUUAAUUAUAAUGGGGAGGGGGGGUGGGGGGUGGGGAGAGCGGAGGCUGCAGAAAGGCGUCCCAAGCCUGUACCUGUAAAAAAAAAAAAAAAAACCUGCAAGGGUAUACUUGGGAAGCGUGUGCCAUUUAGACAUGGGGAAAAGUACCCCGUCUUGUGCAGUAAUUAGUCUGAACAAUAAACAUAAUUGGAACAAAAUCA